Molecule: messenger RNA, 684 nt
Organism: Colletotrichum graminicola M1.001
Lineage: Eukaryota; Fungi; Ascomycota; Sordariomycetes; Glomerellales; Glomerellaceae
Product: LSM domain-containing protein
Exons: 5
Coding region: 1-684 (227 amino acids)
Biological process (GO): mRNA splicing, via spliceosome
Cellular component (GO): U1 snRNP; U2-type prespliceosome; U4/U6 x U5 tri-snRNP complex
Molecular function (GO): RNA binding
Source: RefSeq, a predicted model, not a curated record
AUGUCGAACAAACAGGGCAAGAUGGCCGGUUACAUCAACUACCGCAUGAGGGUUACGUUGAACGAUGGCCGCCAGAUGACGGGACAGAUGCUUGCUUUUGACAAGCAUAUGAACCUCGUCCUCGCCGACACCGAAGAGUUCCGACGCGUCAAGGUCAGACAGAACAAGCCCGCUGCGCCUGGAGCUGGCUCCUCCUCGGGCCAAACGAUCGAGAAGGAGGAGAAGCGAACCCUCGGCUUGACGAUCGUCCGUGGCGCGCACAUUGUCUCACUGUCAGUCGAGUCAGAGCCUCCGGCGGACCCCAGUGCGAGACUCGGAAAGAGUGCUCCGGGCGGAAUCGCGUCGACGCUCACCGCCGGUCCUGGCGUUGCACGGCCUGCUGGUCGCGGUGCUGCUCCCGCUCCCCCGUCUCUGGCCGGUCCUGCUGCCGGUGUUGGAGGUGCCGUCCCUCCCGGAUUCCCUGGCGGCUUCCCCGGUGCCCCGCCUUUCGGCGGACGUGGAGGUAUGCUCUCGAAUCCCCUUGACCCCCGAACGCGAUUCUCACACCCAGCAGCUCCUCCCCCAGGCUUCCCCGGCGGGCUCCCGCCCCCGGGCUUCCCGCAGAACGCCCCCUUCCUCCCUCCAGGCUUCAACCCCGGCCCUCCCGGUGGACCACCUGGCUUCAACCCUCCCCCCCGCAGAUAG